ACGUUACAUUUGGACAUAAAAGGGAGCGUUUUUCCAGUCCACGGUAGCACAGUCCGCCCACGACUACCAUGGCUUCCACCGCUCCCGUCCUCCUUGCCCUGUGUGCCCUGGUGGCGCUGUCGGCUGCCAAUCCCAUGCCGGAGCCGAAGCCUUUCAGCCUAGGAAAACUCGCCAAUAAAGUCAAGAACACGGUGCUGAACUACGCCGGCGACAAGGCCCAGUGCCUGCAGAACUCCGGCGUGCCGACCAGCCUCAUCACGAAGGGCGUCGGCUGCGGCCCCACGGCUCUCGCGGGCCCCGAGGCGUGGGUGGCGUGCGCGGGUCUCGCCAGCUUCCCCGAGGCCAAGAAGGCCGUCAAGUGCUUGACGGGCUAGGGAAAGGCAAGUUCUGCAGACGUCAUAAACUGCGGGGAGCAAGCACGGAAGUACCUUAGGGCAUCGGGAGCAAGUCGCCAACAUUGCAAUUAACACCAAUCAUCCGAAA
Molecule: messenger RNA, 483 nt
Organism: Frankliniella occidentalis (western flower thrips)
Lineage: Eukaryota; Metazoa; Arthropoda; Insecta; Thysanoptera; Thripidae
Exons: 2
Coding region: 69-374 (101 amino acids)
Source: RefSeq, a predicted model, not a curated record